This is a messenger RNA of Neohortaea acidophila, 693 nucleotides long. RefSeq lists its product as uncharacterized. The record is from RefSeq and is a predicted model, not a curated record. Bases 1 to 693 code for a protein of 230 amino acids. The transcript is spliced from 2 exons. NCBI's taxonomy places the organism in Eukaryota, Fungi, Ascomycota, Dothideomycetes, Mycosphaerellales, Teratosphaeriaceae.
AUGACUCCCCACUCACACCACGACGUGGCUCCAUGCCUCUCCCCCUCCGACCAUGUCCUCCGCUGGAUAUCUGUCCUGUCGCUGGUACCCGCGCUGGCCUUCAUGAUCCCUUAUGGCAGAUUUUCCCACCAAGCCGGAAUCACCGUGCUCGUUAUGAUCCCCUUGGGUUUCUCCUCCCUCACCGGCCUCUUCCAUCUCAGCAAGCGAGUCGACGUCAAGAGUGUCACCAUUUUCCUCGAUCUCUUCAUGGCAUCUGCUCUGCUUGGUACCCUCAUACCUGCCUGCAUUUUCCUUUCAGACAGUUGGGGCUGGAGGGAUAUGGUCAUCCUCGGGUCGUAUGGCACCAUGUUGAUGAUGGUCAACUUCUGCAUCCACAUAUGGAUCGCCCUUCGUGAACUCGGCAUCUACGAGGGCAUCAGAUUCCACCUCUCCAACAUGUCCAUCUCGCCCACCUGCCCUCACUGCCAAAAAGACUUGCUGUUUCGGCAAAACCGUUCGCCCGGCUCGCCCCGCACUCCAGGUGGCUACGCCCCGGUCACUCUGCACGACAACGAAGCCGAGGGACGUCCUUCCAUGUCCAAGGACCCGGUGCCCGAAGUGGCCGAGUACCGCGAUGCCCGGCCCAGCAACGACGAGUCCGAGUACCGGGAUGCCCGGCCCAGCACCGACGACGAGACGGCCAAUCUCGUUUGA